This is a messenger RNA of Tripterygium wilfordii, 1918 nucleotides long. RefSeq lists its product as uncharacterized. The coding region runs from base 145 to 1773 and encodes 542 amino acids. The transcript has 2 exons. NCBI's taxonomy places the organism in Eukaryota, Viridiplantae, Streptophyta, Magnoliopsida, Celastrales, Celastraceae. The record is from RefSeq and is a predicted model, not a curated record.
UAUCCUCCAGACAAGUACUCUGACUCUCCACGUGACCCAAACCCGAAAGCAUCUGCUGUCGUUCUAGUACUCGAGACUCUGCGGUGGCCGGGAAUACCAAAUCAGGAAAUACCUGAACUACCCCGCCAAGAUCAACCCGACGUCAUGUUAUUUCGUCAAAAGGCCGUGCCCUAUUUCGUCCAUCUGAACUACGUCACUAUCCACUCCCCUGCCCUCUUUCCCUAUCUCGAUAAAGAAAUUUUUCACAGAGAGGGAGAGAGCCAGCCUCCGACUGAGACAGACAUGCAGCCUUAUAGAAGCGCCGGCAACGACAGCAGCGGAGAGGCUGCACGCUGGCUUGCCGCAGCCGAGAAGGUACUUGCUUCCGGCGAUCUACAUAGCGCCAAGUCCUUUGCUAUUCGGGCCCGGGAAUUCGAUCCCAGACUCGAUCUAUGCGACCGGAUCAUUGCCGUGGCCGACACUAUUCUUUGCGCUGCUCCUCGAAUCAGCGCCGGACGCUACCCAGACUGGUAUGCAAUUCUCCAACUCGACUCCUUGACUCAGAAUAUGGAGCUCAUCGCUACUCAGUAUCGUAAACUCGCCCUCCUUCUCGACCCUCAGAGAACUCGCCUUCCUCUCGUUGACCAGGCUUUCAGGCUCGUCUCAGAUGCGUGGUUGGUGCUCUCCAAUCCGAAUAGGAAGUCGCUCUAUGAUACCGAGUUACAGUUGGGCGAGUUAGGUCAAAAUCAGCAGAAACAAACGCCUCCGAAACCAGUACGAACAAGCCCGAGAAAUAAGGAUGGUAGGGUUGUAACAGAACCAGAACCGAGUUUAACCAUGGCCACCCCCACUACCUCCCCCGCUAUCACCCACGUCACUACCACCCCCGCUACCACCCACGCUAUCACCCCCGCCACUACCACCCCCGUCACUACCACCCCCACUACCACCCCCGCAAGUAUCGCCACCACCACCGCCGCCACGGCCAGCAAUGAGACUGCGUCGACUCGUCCGAGUCAAUCAACUCGGCGGACGAUUCAGUCGGAUGAGUAUGUGGGAGAUAGAUUCUGGACAGCUUGCCGAUACUGUUAUAUACUCUACGAGUACCCAAAAAUUUACGAGGAGUGUACGCUUAGGUGUCAGAAUUGCCGCAGAGCGUUCCACGCGGAGACUAUACCUUCACCGCUGCUGACGGAGAACCAAACGCAUUUCUGCUGUUGGGCGGUUUUCCCCUUAGGUUUCUCAGGAAAUGCUAAAGGCGCCAAUGGGUUCGCUAAUUGGUCACCCUUUUCGCCAAUGUUUGCUUGUCCAUCACCGCAGGGAUGCAAAAAUGCUAGAAAGGGAAAGAAAACUGCGCCUAGGUUUACCUAUGACGAUGAGGAUGUGUAUGUAGAGCUUUCGGACGUUAGUGAGGAUGAAGAGUAUGACGAUGACGAUGAAUGGGAGGAUGAGAGACUGACAAAGAGAUCCAAAAACACGACUGCCAAAAGUCCUGCCAGUAAUAGAAGCACAAAGAGAGUACAGAGUGGUAGGGCAAAGAGAGGAAAUGUAGAGGGAGAGUCGAGUCGCAAGAAGCAGACUGCGAAGGGGGCAAAGGAGCUGGGGAAGUUGGAUUUAAAUGUGGAGUUCAGUAAUGAGGUGGAGGAUCCUGCGCCUGUCGUGAGGGAAGGAAAUGUGGCAGGUAAUGGCGAGGAGGAUAAUAUUGGUAGUGGGUUUUUUGAGGGUCUUGACGAGUUCCUGAGUAGUUUGCCGAUACUCAACGUUGUGGCCGAUGACAAGGUUAGAGCUGGUUAGUGAAGUAAGACCUCUUCAUCAUCUUGUUGUUGUAUUUUGCUUUUCUGUAGUUCAUUGUAUGCUUCCAGUGUUGACCAUGUAGAGCUUCUGUAUGUUACAAAGCUGCCUUCAUCUGCAAUGAAAUCUCGUUUAUGGCUCCAAUGAC